Molecule: messenger RNA, 666 nt
Organism: Staurois parvus
Lineage: Eukaryota; Metazoa; Chordata; Amphibia; Anura; Ranidae
Source: the annotation of a GenBank genome assembly
AUGUGGGAAAAGUUUUUACGCAGAAUUCAGAACUCAUUACACAUCAAAGAGCUCACACGGGGGAGAAGCCAUUUUACUGCCCUGAGUGCGGAAAAUCUUUUUCACAGAAGACGAAUCUUUCCAAACAUCAGAGAUUGCACACGGGCGAGAAGCCGUAUUCCUGCUCUGAGUGUGGGAGAUGCUUUUCACAGAAAUCAGAACUUGUUAAACAUCAGAGAUCUCACACAGGGGAGAAGCCGUAUUCCUGCAAUGAGUGCGGGAAAUGUUUUACACGUAAGGCAAAUCUUAAGGAACAUCAGAUGUGCCACACGCAGGAAAGGCUGUUUUCCUGCUCUGAGUGUGGGAAAUGUUAUCCACGGAAAUCAGAGCUUGUCAAACAUCAAAGAUCUCACAGAGAGGAGAAGCCAUAGUCCUGCCCUGAGUGCGGGAAAUGUUUUACACAAAAGUCUUGUGUUACCAAACAUCAGAGAACCCACGCAACCCUUGAGGUGUAUUAGUGUCCUGAGUGCAGGAAAUGUCUUCUAUAUGGGUGAUAUGUUGCCGUACAUCAGAGAUCCCACACAACCCUUGAGGUGUAUUAGUGUCCUGAGUGCGGGAAGUGUCUUCCAUAUGGAUCAUAUGUUGCCGUACAUCAGAGAUCUCACACUGGGAAGAAGCACACCUUGA